UAUUUUAUUGUUGUUCAUUUAAUGUCCUGUUUCUGUGUAUCUCUACUCAGAAAACAGCAGUGGAUGGGAAACGACAAGAGAUUAUUGUCCUGGACUCCAAACGGAGCAAUGCCAUCAACAUCGGGCUGACCGUCCUCCCCCCUCCCCGCACCAUCAAGACAGCCAUCCUCAACUUCGACGAGUACGCUUUGAACAAGGAGGGGAUCGAGAAAAUCCUGACGAUGAUCCCGACGGAGGAGGAGAAGCAGAGAAUCCAGGAUGCUCAGCUGGUGAAUCCUGACGUCCCCCUGGGAUCAGCAGAGCAGUUCCUCCUCACCCUGUCCUCCAUCACGGAGCUGUCCGCCCGGCUGCAGCUUUGGGCCUUCAAGAUGGACUACGAGGUCACGGAGAAGGAAGUGGCAGAGCCUCUGCAGGACCUUAAGGAAGGGAUGGACCAACUGGAGAAGAACAAGACACUGCGUUACAUCCUGUCCACGCUGCUGGCUAUAGGCAACUUCCUUAACGGAUCCAACGCGAAGGGCUUUGAGCUGGGUUACCUGGAGAAGGUUCCGGAGGUAAAGGACACGGUUCAUAAGCAGUCUCUACUGCACCAUGCCUGUUCCAUUGUGGUGGAGAAGUUUCCAGACAGCUCAGACCUGUACUCUGAGAUAGGAGCCAUCACCCGCUCGGCUAAGGUGGACUUCGACCAGCUCCAAGACAACCUGAGCCAGAUGGAGCGACGCUGCAAAGCAUCGUGGGACCACCUCAAGGUCAUCGCCAAGCACGAGAUGAAGCCUGCGCUCAAACAGAAGAUGUCUGACUUCCUAAAGGACUGUGCAGAGAGAAUCAUCAUCUUGAAGAUAGUUCAUCGGAGAAUUAUCAACCGGUUCCAUGCCUUCCUGUUGUUCCUGGGCCAUCCAGCGUACGCUGUGCGGGAGGUCAGCAUCCACCGCUUCAGUAAGAUCCUCAGUGAGUUUGCCCUGGAGUACCGGACCACACGGGAACGCGUCCUGCAACAGAAACAGAAGAGGGCCAACCACAGAGAGAGGAACAAGACCAGAGGAAAGAUGAUCACAGAUAGUGAGGAUGAAGAGGAUGGUGAGGAUGGAAAGUUUGGCGGUAGCGCCCCGGGGCCUGUAAGCCAGGAAGGCGUGCUGACGCAGGGUCUGCAGUACGCAGAGGAUGCAGCGGAGCAUGAGAACAUGAAGGCAGUGCUGAAGAGCAGCUUGCAGGGCUGCAGUGACAGUGGAGUGUCCACCGUGCCAGGCCUACGUACACGUAUCAGAGCCAGCAGGCCAGGCCGUGUGGGUCCUUGGGGCUCAUCAGUGAUUGAAGACCCACCUAAUUGCACAGAGACAGACGCUGCAGAUGAGAUCAUGGAGCGCAUCGUCAGGUCAGCCACUCAGGGGCCCAGGACACGGACAGAGCCUCGCGAGAGGAAGAGGUCCAGAGCCAACCGCAAGUCACUGAGAAGAACACUGAAAAGCGGUCUGACACCAGAGGAGGCCAAUGCCUUGGGGUUGUCCAGUGGUUCAGAGAUGGCUGUGUGACAGGAAGAGAAGUGGAGCUGGAUCCGGCAGCACAGCACACACAGACACCUGGGAAACCCUCUUACCGCCCACCUCGCCCUUCACUGACCCCUGACCUCUAACCCCUGCUCAUCCAGCCAGCCAGUCAACCGCUGCACCAUAGCUUCGCUUGGUCUUUCCCCUGGUUCAACUUUAUGAUGACUGUAGCUCAGCUUCCUGUCUGUGGUUUGUGCAGGUAGCUGGUUAAGAUGGUAAACAAUGUUCAGGAAGAGACCAUGAGGAAUAUGGUCCACAUCCAGGAUAAUAGAUGGUUUUCAGUGGAACAAAGUGGUAUUGGUAUAGGGGCAGUUAAAGGGGUUCAGUGAUCCAGCUGACUCAGCUCCAUAC
Oncorhynchus gorbuscha (pink salmon) is the source of this 1895-nucleotide messenger RNA. RefSeq names its product FH1/FH2 domain-containing protein 3-like. The record is from RefSeq and is a predicted model, not a curated record. NCBI's taxonomy places the organism in Eukaryota, Metazoa, Chordata, Actinopteri, Salmoniformes, Salmonidae. Gene Ontology annotation, biological process: cardiac myofibril assembly; cortical actin cytoskeleton organization; actin filament network formation. The transcript is spliced from 10 exons. Gene Ontology annotation, molecular function: actin filament binding. The annotation marks the transcript as partial. Gene Ontology annotation, cellular component: cytoskeleton; cytoplasm.